CCAGUUGAGGCCUGCGCACGCGCAAGCCCGACGCGUAUACUUUAAGUUACAUUGUUAGUUUUGGUGCUGUUCUAUUUUAUUAUUUUUGAAAAAACUGAGGACUUACAAGAUACAGCCAUAAUGUUAGAAGGAACGGGAAUAAAUCCACCCCCACAAAUGACGAGAGUGUUCGACAUCGCGAAGGACACCGUCCUUUUCCUCGUCUUGUCAUGUUACUAUAUUUUAGAAUCCCUAUUCUGGACUCUAGUGCCUAAUGCUAUAAGACCUAUGAAGAGUUUAAAGGGAGACGUGGUUCUAGUGACCGGAGGGGCGGGAGGGGUGGGGAGGCAGCUGGCCAUCAAGUUGGCAAGGCUUGGAGCGAAGGUAGUCAUAUGGGAUAUCAGCUUAGAAGGUUUGCAGAAGACUUGUGCAGAUGUGACACAGGAGGGCUACGAGAUAGCCAGUUACGUGGUGGACUUAGCUGAUAGGGCGGCGGUGUACGCGGCCGCUGAAAGGGUUAAAAAGGAGGUUGGAAAAGUGGACGUGCUCAUCAACAAUGCGGGCACCGUGUUCGGCCAGACUUUGUUGGAGCUUUCAGAUAACGCAAUCGAGACCACAUACAAAGUUAACAUCUUAUCGCAUUAUUGGACGGUAAAAUCCUUCCUCCCCGACAUGAUAAAGACCGGCAAAGGGCACGUAGUGACUGUGGGGUCAGUGGCCGGUCUGCUGGGCACCUACCGCUGUACGGACUACAGCGGCACGAAGUUUGCCAGCGUGGGCUUCCACGAGAGCCUGUUCACAGAGUUGAAGGCGCACGGGCACCACUCAAUCCACGCGACGCUAGUUUGCCCGUCAUACAUCAACACGGGCAUGUUCCAAGGGGUGACGCCUCGUCUCUCAGGAAUGCUGGAGCCGGGGUAUGUGGCAGAAACCAUGAUCGACUCCAUAAGGAAGAACGAGGUCAAUUGCGUCAUGCCCGGCUUCGUGCGGUAUCUGCUGCCUCUUAAAUGCCUCCUUCCUGCAAAAAUGUGCUGGGACCUCAUGUAUAGAGUCAUGAAAGGACCACAAUCUAUGAUGGACUUCAAGGGCAAGCCUAAAGUGGCUGGUGGCUAAGAGAACAAAAUUGUGCACAAUUUUUUGUUAGAUCUUCAUAAUGGAAAUUAUUAUUGAAGAAUUUAUUAAGUGAAUUAAGAAAAGUAGAAUUGGAUCUAUUUUAGUUAAGUAUUUUAAUUACAAAUUAGGUAUGUAAAUAAAUAAAAUCUUUUAAUCGGAUCAAUUUAGCAGCAAAAAUGUACGUUCAAAUUUAUAUGCAUACUUUGUAAAUGUUGAAAUGAGUGUUAUUCGCGUGUUAUUGAAUUCAUAAUGCGUUAUGC
Messenger RNA from Amyelois transitella, 1352 nucleotides. RefSeq names its product short-chain dehydrogenase/reductase family 16C member 6. Gene Ontology annotation, cellular component: lipid droplet. Gene Ontology annotation, molecular function: oxidoreductase activity, acting on the CH-OH group of donors, NAD or NADP as acceptor. The record is from RefSeq and is a predicted model, not a curated record. Lineage: Eukaryota; Metazoa; Arthropoda; Insecta; Lepidoptera; Pyralidae. Bases 121 to 1092 code for a protein of 323 amino acids. The transcript has 7 exons.